Molecule: messenger RNA, 2760 nt
Organism: Kwoniella botswanensis
Lineage: Eukaryota; Fungi; Basidiomycota; Tremellomycetes; Tremellales; Cryptococcaceae
Exons: 2
Coding region: 1-2760 (919 amino acids)
Biological process (GO): protein retention in Golgi apparatus; retrograde transport, endosome to Golgi
Cellular component (GO): endosome
Molecular function (GO): phosphatidylinositol binding
Source: RefSeq, a predicted model, not a curated record
AUGGACGAAGAAGCUUCUUUCUCGGCGCUGCUCUCCUCCACCGCAGCUCCCUCCAAACCAUCAUGGGACAGCCCGACCGUACCCAGCGCAGCAGAUGAUCCAUGGGCCAACCCAUUCUCAGAUAGCACACCGUCAUUCUCGUCUACUAUCUUACCUCCCCCUCCCCCUCAACAAGAUACAAGACCAUUCGGUACACCUGAUUCCCCCAGAGAAGAAAUAUCACCUUAUGUACAGAAGAUCAACGAAGAUUCAAUUGGUAAAUUGCCUGAUCCACCUUCUGUCAUAGCAGCGAGGGAACAACAACAGCAGCAAAAUGAUAUUCAAGGGGUAUAUGCAAGUAGUUCUUUCAAUACACCGACUUUACCAGAACCCCACAUAAACCCAUUUGAACCUUCUUCCAAUCCAUUUGGCCACUCUGAUCCUGCCAAUCAACCUUUCUUCCCUCCGCAGCCUCUCCAUGAUGAUCAUCUACCAAGUACUGUUCAACCUACUCAACCUCAGCCGAAGAUCAAGGGAUUACCCUCAUCCCUCAUAGAUGAGGAUUUGAUGGCUGAAUCUGAUCCGGAACAAUCGUUAAAGAAAGCUUUUGUGAAGUCUACGCCCGCACCUCGGACUAGCUCGCCUGCCUCUGCUAUUAAGGUGGAAAAGAAGACUUAUGUGUUUACUCCUAAUGUUUCGAAGAAACAUGCCAAAGAGGAGAAGAAGGAAGGGAACGUAGUCAAACAUAAGGAGGAGAAGGAGAACAGAUCGAAGGAUGCAGAAAAGCUUGAGGAGAAGAAGGUUGAAGUGGAAAGUAAAGACGAUGAUGGGAUUUCGCAGGCCAAGACAGAUGAAUCAAAGCCAUCCGUCGAAGAGGCGGAAGAUCCCUCUCACGAGACAGCAACUCCUACUAGAACGUCCCCCUCCUCCCCGAACAAAGAUAAUACACCUACUACACCUACGAUCAAAUCUCCCACAUUGAUACCUUUACCACAAUCUACUGCGGCUACACCUACAAUCUCACGAGUCCCAACACCCCUCCCACCUGCAAAUAACAACAUCACGGAUACGUCUUCGGUGUUGGCUACUCCUUCGACUGAUAGGGUUUCGGUCUCUCCUCUAGAUGCACCGACAUCAGUAGAGUCCGCAGAGGAAGACUAUGGUUUCAAAUCACUUUCUAUCGGUGGCUCGGCUCCUGCUCCUCCCGUACCGGAAAAAGAAUGGGGUGCGGCCUCCGCCUCAGAAGUGGUUAGCCCUCCAUCCUCGAGGUUUGGUGGAAAGGGAUGGGGAGUACUAGAUGAUGAUCAUGAAGACGGGCUAUUUGGUAAAGGUGGACCUAGCCUGGUCAGUGCAACGACUAGAUCCGAUAUGUGGGGUAACAAUGAUGAGCAUACCAGUGGCUGGGGCGAGACUUCGAUGGAAGAUGCUUUGGCUUCAGCUGGACCAUCUAACGGUUUUGCCUCUCCAUCGAGAUUGAAUACUUCCCUAUCAAAUUCAACCAACGGCGGUCAGGAACCGGUCUCUCCAGGUGACGACGGGAGUAUAUCAACACCGACUACCUCACCUCGUCGUAAAAUAUCUACUCUACCAGUAUUUCAAAUAACCGUCAGUGAUCCUACCAAAGUAGGUGAUCCUGUACGUGGAUAUACAGUAUACACUGUACGGACAUCAACCACCUCACCUCAUUAUCGGAAAGGCAAUUUCUCAGUCUUACGAAGAUUCUCCGAUUUCCUAUGGUUAUCUGAGAUUCUAACUUCAAAUAAUCCAUGUAUAAUCAUACCUCCUAUGCCAGGUAAACAUACCUUCGGCAGAUUCCAAGACCAAUUCAUAGAAACUCGUCGUUCGGCACUCCAACAAUUCCUCUUAAAAAUUACUUCUCAUCCCGUUCUUCAACUUGACCCGGAUUUGAGGCUGUUCUUAGAAAGUGAUUCGUUCAGUGUUGAUUCGAAAAAUAGGAAACAGGAGAUAGUAGCUAAUGAGAAAUAUCAACAACUUCAAAAUGCUAGUACUGGAUCUACCGGUGGGAUAUUAGGUGGAUUGACUGGAAUGGGGUUAGGAAUGAAGUUUAAUGAAUUUGACGAUUGGUUCGAAUCGAGGAAUAAUUUCUUGAAUACUUUGGAAAAUCAAUUAAAACAACUAAGCAAGUCAAUCGAACAAUCUUCAAAACAGAAAUUAGAAUUAUCACAAUCAAUCUUGGAAUUUUCCGAAUCAUUAACUGCAUUGUCUGAAAGUGAUUUGGGUAUAUCCCUUUCGACAAGUUUAGCGAAUUUAGCUGGAAUAGCUGAAAGGGAAAAGAAUUUGUAUGAGAAUCAAGCGAAAUUGGAAGUUAUCAAAUUGUUGAAUCUGGCAGAAGAGUAUAUUAGGUUCAUACAGAGUGUGAGGGUGGCCUUUGGAGGUCGUAUCAAAGCAUGGAAUGUAUGGCAGUUUUCAGAAAGGGAAUUGACGAGGUUGAAAUCGACAAGAGAGAAAUUGAGGAAUCAAGGGAAAUUGGGAGAUAGAGUCAAUCAGUCUUUGGCUGAGAUUGCAGAGGCCGAAAGAACGGUUCGUGAACAACAUUCAAAUUUCGAACAUCUCAGUCGACUGGUCAAAUCGGAAUUUGUAAGGUUCGAAAAAGAACGUAUUGAAGAAUUCAAGAAUACUUUGGAAAGUUAUUUGAAUGAUUUGAUUGAUGAUCAAAAAGAUUUGAUAGAGCAAUGGGAAGGGUUUCAUAAGAGUUUGCUGAGCAUUGUUGAGAAGAGUAAUCAGAAGAAUGCAGGUGGUGUUAAUGGAAAUGGGAUUUGA